GCCCUGUACAGCUAUCCAAAGAAGCAACAACCUUUAGCAUCUGAAGCUAACUGGCUAACGACCAAGAUGGAGAACCCCACCGCGGCGGAGCUAAUCUCUGCGGGGUUUUCUCGGUGUUAACGGACAGGACGGGACGAACGGACCCGGUUUGAUACACUUUGUAUUUUAAUAGGUCGUUUUAAUAAUAGUUGGUGUAGUUUCGGGGCGGUGUUAGCUCGUUAACCGUCAGCUAGCUCUCGGCUCUUCGUCUCUUACAUAAAAACAACGGCCGAUGAGCUGCAGCUGACCCGAGCUCAGACCGGAUUUAUGGCUCCGUAUCUCAGAUCUCUUUAUUUAAGCCUGGACUGUAUGUGUUGUUAACUGUUUUAAAAGCUAGACUCGGCUUCUGUUGAGUUUGAACAGUAUCUCAACACCGAGUUUAACGCGACAGACUAAAAGGAAAUUAAGCUUCUUACUGUCUUGCUGAGCACGGAGGACUUCACCCAGCGGACUCACAAAACACUGGACAUAUUUUUAUUAAAGCAACAAAGUCUGUCAAGUUUCAGAUUGUGUGUUAGAGACGUUUCCAGAGGUGUGACAGGCGGCAGGCUCCGGUCAGUGUGACCGACCUCCGGGCAGCAGAGCCGGUGCUGACCCUGCAGAGACCCUGACACAGACCAUGUUCCACAGGGGACCGUUGGUGCGGGUCUGUGGCUCUCAGUGAGUCCUCACAUACUGCCCAUGGCUGUCAGGGGGAGUCGGGCUCAGUCGGAGGUUUGACUCUCCUGUCUGACUCUCAGUGAACCUCUUCAUCAUCUGUCUGAGUUAAAGAGGAAGAGGAGGAUGGAGACAGGAGUCAGGUCUCACCUGGGCGAGAUCUUCGUCCACCCGCUGUCCAACCCCGGAGCUGCGGGGAUCUGUCCCGAGAUGCUGGAGGUGGCGGAGGAGGCGAGCCGGGCCGGAGACUUCAGCCUGGCGGUGGAGAUCUACAGCUCCCAGCUGUUAGACCUCCAGCAGCCGGACCGGGGGCUGUGUCUGAGGAAGGCCGACUCUCUGGCCCGAGCAGGCCGGGUAUCUGAGGCUCUGGACUCGUACUGCACAGCGGCCAACCUGGGCAAACUGAGGCCGGAGGAGCUGUCCCUGUUGGUGGACACCAUCGGCCGGACCCUCCGGGAGAAGGACCUGGGCAUCACCGGGACGGUAAACGGGCACGGUAAAGGCUGCAGCAGCAGCAGUGGGGAGGACGGAGGGGACAGUGAUGGGGAGUGUGGAGAUGAUGAAGCUCUGGACUUGUUUUCAUGUCGCCUCUGUAAGUGUCUGCUCCAUGAGCCCACCACCGUGGAGUGUGGACACACUUUCUGCAGGCGGUGUUUGGAGGGAGACUCGGUCAGAGAGUGUGUCCGCUGCAGACACAAGUUCAACAGGAAGGAUGGACUCAGGUUGGAUGUUGUUCUCAGCGGGCUGCUGGACAAACUGUUUCAUACAGAGAGCAGAGCCCGCAGACUGUGGAUCGAGGGAGAGGCCCUGUGGAAGAACCAGAAGCUCCCUGAGGCCCUGGAGAAAUAUGAUGCAGCAGUGGACCUGGCGCCCUCUUCAGGCAGACUGCUGUGCCAACGGGCCAAGCUGCACAUUGAGAUGAGGAACUUCAGUCAGGCCGUGCAGGACACCAACUGCCUCUGUCGGAUCAAACCUCUGUGGCCAAAGGCUCACUGUCUGAAGGCCACGGCGCUGAGUGAAGCCGGCAGGAACGAUGAGGCCUUACAGGAAUAUUUCAUGUGUGUGGCUCUGAAGCCGGACUGGACCAAAGUCAGACUGGAGGCUCAGAAGGUCCUCAGUGAGGUGUUCUCCUCUGUCUUUGAGAAUGAAGACAUGCCAACGCCGCUACACCCGCUGCAGGGGGGGCUGGCCACCCGCCUCAUCAAACCCCCCACCCUGCUCCGGUCCCUGAGGCCCCUGGCACAGAAACCUGGCUCCUCCUCCUCCUCACAGGACUCAGAGUUCAGUGUGACUAAAAGCGCUCCGGUGGACGACUCCAGACUCUCGGCUGCGUCUCCUGGUAAAUCGGAGCGUGCUGUCGGGGAGGGGAGCACCAAGAGCCUGGCUGACGUCCUGGCCACCCUGCCACCGCCCCCUGGUGGCCUCAAGAGGAAACACAGCGGGGAUGGACCCUCAGCCAUCUUCAACACACCCUCCAAACUGCUCAAACCUGAUCAGAUGAGCUAAAUCAGAGAUGGCACAGUAUGUGGACUGGGCAGGGUCUUGCUGGAGAGACGGCUGACAGGCGGGUUGAUGGCCACAGUAUUUCAGGUUUGACCGUGUGCCGUUUGUCAUGUGUUGUCCUGUCUGUUCUCCAGAUUGUUCUACGAGCCGGUGGCCACUCCCUGCGGACACACCUUCUGCAUCAAGUGUCUGGAGCGCUGCCUGGACCACAACCCCAACUGUCCUCUGUGCAAAGAGAACCUGUCCGAGUUUCUGGCCACCAGGGGCUAUAAGAAGACCCUGCUGAUGGAGGAAGUGCUGCAGCGUUACCUUGGAGACGAGCUGACUGAGAGGAAGAAGAUCCACGAGGAGGAGAUGAAGGAGCUGUCAAACUUGAACCAGGAAGUUCCCAUCUUUGUGUGCACCAUGGCCUUUCCCACCAUCCCCUGCCCGCUGCACGUGUUUGAGCCGCGCUACCGCCUCAUGAUCCGCCGCUCCAUGGAGACAGGCACCAAGCAGUUCGGCAUGUGCAUAGCUGACGAGCUCAAAGGUUUCGCCGACUACGGCUGCCUGCUGGAGGUUCGAGACGUGAAGUUCUUUCCUGACGGUCGUUCAGUGGUCGACACCAUCGGCGUGUCGCGGUUUAAGGUCCUCAGCCACGGCCAGAGAGACGGGUACAACACCGCCAAGAUCGAGUACCUGGAGGACAAGAAGGUGGAGGGGGAGGAGCUGGUGGAGCUCCUGAAGCUUCACGACUCUGUGUAUGAGCAGGCCAACAAUUGGUUCACCUCCCUGAAGGACAACAUGAAGAGUCAGAUUCUGAGCCACUUUGGACACCUGCCCAGCAAAGACCCCGACCCACAGGCCAGUCCCAGUGGACCCGCCUGGUGCUGGUGGCUGCUCGCCGUCCUUCCUCUGGAGAAUCGAGCCCAGCUCACCAUCCUGGCUAUGACCUCACUCAAGGACCGCCUCAUCGCCAUCCGCAGGGUCCUCAUCUUCGUCACGCGCAAAAGGCCGCGAUGAUCGCCUGACCGCUCGGGGAGGACGGAACCCCCCGGGCUUCUAUGCAGUUCAACAGUUCAUUCAUUCAUCUGUUCCGUCAUUCAUUCAGCCUCUCAUUUCUACAUGUGUUCACUCGUCAAUGCCUCGCUGUCAUGCAGCCUCUCUGAGCACAGAGCAGAUUGUGGAGAGCGUCAGGUGGGCGGGGUGCUGAUGUGAGGACGUUCAUCCAUUCGUCCCUCCUCACAGGACGAGUCAGGCGCCACCACAUCUCUCACCUGGCGUUCUCUGAUAAGUCUGACGUCGAAUCAGUUUCACUUCCACCUUCAGAUAAUGACCUGACUCUGUUAACGAAGGAUCAAACGUCACAGACGCAGUGUGAGGUUCUCUAUGUUUACUCUGCAGCAUUUCACUUAUGUUUGCUGCUGCAGAGCCACAGAGCCGUGCGGUCGCCGCAGAGCCGUGCGGUCGCCGCAGAGCCGUGUGGUCGCCGCAGAGCCGCGUGGUCGCCGCAGAGCCGCGUGGUCGCCGCAAAGCCAUGUGGUCGCCGCAGAGCUGUGUGGUCGCCGCAGAGCUGUGUGGUCGCUGGCUCCGCAGCUGUGUGCUGUGUAGCAGUGUGUAUCGGACGGUCCAGUCCAAACAGGAAGUCACCUCCUGUUAUAUGAAGCAAAAACAAACCCAGACAGACACUCACUCAGUGAAUGUACCGGUCCGGCGCUGUCGUCUCUUUCCUCUCUGUAUGAAGCUGCUUGGCGAGCUGAACACACGUACGUAUGUACACCAGCUGCUUCGCCCUCAAUCUUCCUGACUGAGCCAAAACUCAUGUCCUAUCUGCUGCCUCACCGGGCUGGUGGGCGUGUACCUCAAACUGUCUGAUAGAAAGUGAAGGGCACCGUGAGAUCAGACAGUGAUGGCGCCCGUGUUAACACGCACACACACACACACACACACACACACACACACACACACACACACACANACACACACACACACACACACACAGACGUACAGACGUAGUUUUGGGGGGGGUGAUUGUACAUUUUCUUGUCGUAGUUUUAUUUUCUGCCCUGAAGUGUCUGUGAAAGGUGAAAUGUUGAGUCGGGUGGUUUCUGUGUUUAUCAAUGUAACUCUGAGGCCUUUUAAUGUUUUAUUUAAGGAGCAUUUCACCCUCUAUCCCUCUAUCUCUUCCUCUUCCUCUCAGGAUGUUUACGUGCACGCUGUCACACAGGUACAGAACAUAACGCUGACCUGAGGAGUCAUGUGAUCACAAUGAGACGCCUCUGCACAGAGCGUUAAGAUGAGUUUCAGGUGAUCAGAUAAUGUUUGAUUCAGGAUGUUUAAACAGAAAUGUAUAAUGAGACUGUUAAAAAGGAAGAAAUCACUCGUACAGUAAUAAUGUUAUUAAUUAUCAGAGACAUUUAAAAUCAUUAAUCACAUCUUACAGUCUCCAGAUUGUAUUUGAAUGCCUCUGAAACAUGUGGCACUACUCAACAAAUAAAAGUUUUUGGAAACAAUUACGUAUAGGUAAAAUCAAUCAUUGUCUGUGGGUGAACACAUUAAACAGUGACUGAAAUAAACAUGAAGGAGUUAGUAUUUCAGGAACUGACGAGUGAGCGUGGAGACGUUUAAUCUACAUCACUGUGUCAUCAUGAACAUACAGGAUACACAAUAUAUUGAUGACAGAUUAUGAGCUGAUCGAUCAAACCUCCUCAGAGGUGAUCAGAGACACUGUGAACACAGGUGUAAAUACAGCUGUUUUCAGUCUGAAUAAACAUAAUCAUGUAAACUCAGCAGCAGCUCUCGAUCAGCUGAAGCUGCAGCUGCUCGGCCCACAGCCACUAGCACCUCUGCAGAGUCUCCCUCAGCUGUGAUUCAUUGUCCUCUCUCUCUGUGGUCACAUCAGCCUGUCUGAUCCUCACUGUCCUCCAAAUCUUCCUGACUGGAUCUGAUAACAGAGAAAACUAUGUUAAAAUAUGUUAUUGUCUCUUUAAAUACUGGAACACAGACAGUGUCACGUAAUGAUUUAAAGGUUGUUGACAGGUGGGACUGUUUGAGCUGAACAGCGCCUCCAGUGGUAAAACUUAAAACUGGAUAUUUAGUCUCAUGUUGCACAGUAACGACUCUGUAACGACUCUCAGUAACGACUCUGUAACGACUCUCAGUAACCACUCUCAGUAACGACUCUGUAACGACUCUCAGUAAUGACUCUGUAGCCUGACAAGUCCUUGCUGGAUUUCUGACUGCUGGUGGCGCUGUAGAGAAAUAUUUGUGUGACUGACUUCCUGUUUGGUCUGUAACCUGUGUGCUCCUACACAGGUGACCCAGGACAGGUUCCUGCUGACGCUCUGUGGCUGAUCAGUGAUUGGCUGUAGUCACAUGUUCAACACAUCGAUACAAACGUAGCAUAAAGUGACUAGAAGAAGGAUGUUAGUUGUUUUUCAGUUAGUUUAGUUUGGAAACACUGCCCCUGUGUUUGAACCUUAAAUACAGGAUGAAUGUUAAAGGAAGUGUUUCAACUCUGUGUGUGAGUCAUCAAAGUCCUGACGGUACCUGCACAGAACGACGAGCAGCAGUGUUUCAGGUGUGGUCAGCUGGUUCAGGUGUGUCCGUAUGACAGCUGUGGUUGUGAUGGCAUUGUCGGGCAGCGUGCACAUAAACGUCCGUGUGUCUGUGUAUGAUUCUGUCCUUCCAGAUGUUGGUGACUCGUCUGCAGUCACUGGCUCUCUGUCCGUGUGGGGACGGGAUUCACAACGUGCUGCAUUUCCCUGGUAUAUUUGUAAAGGGAGAUCUUAUACCUACUUUUUUAUUGAUAAUAAAGAAAAUCACUCAUUCU
Molecule: messenger RNA, 6010 nt
Organism: Epinephelus moara (kelp grouper)
Lineage: Eukaryota; Metazoa; Chordata; Actinopteri; Perciformes; Serranidae
Gene: lonrf2
Product: LON peptidase N-terminal domain and ring finger 2
Exons: 13
Molecular function (GO): protein binding; metal ion binding
Source: RefSeq, a predicted model, not a curated record